Molecule: messenger RNA, 2209 nt
Organism: Guyanagaster necrorhizus
Lineage: Eukaryota; Fungi; Basidiomycota; Agaricomycetes; Agaricales; Physalacriaceae
Exons: 6
Coding region: 275-1930 (551 amino acids)
Source: RefSeq, a predicted model, not a curated record
GUGAGUCUGUACAUUAAGAGGAGCGAUGCCAUCAUAUUAAUCCUACACCAGGGACAAUAUAGACACGUCAACGGAGGUUAAGCUGAUACUUUAUAGGCGUCACCCGUUUUGGCUCGAGGUGUUAGGGUCUACUGAGAAGACGAUUUCAGACUUUUUCGAAGAAGAGAACGAUUAUAAAACCUUUCCAAUUUUCCACGAUAGCUCCACAUCACCGACUAUAGCAUCCUUCAGGAUAUCCUACUCUGACGACAUCCGCGUAGUCUCGGUUAAAACCAUGAUGAAAGAUCUUCGAGAGGUCGAUUUUGUCGCCGACAUCGCCUGGUGUUUCUUGUCAAAGGGAAUCGACAUAUUGAGGAAGAACAAGGAGUCGAACAAAGUCGUCGUCGAUCUCUAUAAAGCCAUGUUUUCUGCGUAUGUUUCAGCGAGCCGUGCGGAAGAGAAAGAGAAUGCCGAAGUCAUACGUUCUUGUCGUCAAGCCCUCAUCAGGCAAACAAUUGAAUGCACCCUUUUCAUCGAGGGCUACGCGAGGAAAAUUACUGUGGAGCAUCCCUUGAGUGCUCAGCUUUUGGACAAGGCAGUGAAAUUUCGAGAAGGAUUCAUGGCCAUGGAUAAUCUGUUCCAAUCUACCAUUACAAAGGAAGUUGAGGUCGUCACCCUGGGCGUGCAAGUGCCGAUUAACCGACUAGUCAUGCGGGGGCAGCUUGAUCAUCUUCGAGUAUUCCCUCAGCUCGGUCCCAAGUCGACAUGCUUGCGAGGGACGCGUGGGCAGACCAUCAAUGCUCUCAUGUCUUGGAUUGCAGAGUGCAGCGGCGGCGUCUUAUGGGUUAAUGGCGUAUCUGGGUCAGGAAAGAGUUCGCUGAUGGGUACCUUGCGUGAGCUUGCUAUUAAUGCGAGCGGGCGGAAGCGCCUUGGUGCCUUCAUUCGCUACGAUCGCAUGGAAUCUCCAGACUCGUCGAAACUGAUUACCACCAUUGCUUACUUACUUGGCAUGUCUGAUAACCGCAUCGGUAUGGCCAUUUCGCUAGUUGCCCACGGCAGCCCAUCCCUCGCGUCUUCCGAGAAGGAGCGGUUCGAACUGCUGAUCGAGCAGCCGUUGCGGAGUGUACCGGUCUUGGCUGAUGAAGGGCCACUGGUUGUUAUCAUCGAUGGAUUGGAUGAAUGUAACCCGUCAGACGAACUGCUCGCUGUUCUCGCAAAUGGAUUUGGAUCAAGACUUCCUUUCAUGCGAAUGGUCAUUGCGAGCCGUCCUCUAGAAAGCAUAGUCUGGGCAUUUUCCCACUCCGGUAUAACACCGAUCACAUUGGACACGUCGUCGGAGGCGACUCGUCGUGACAUUCGAUAUUACAUCGAUCAUCAGCUCUCUUCCAUAUUCGCUGAUCAGGAAGCGCGCCAUGCACCGGAUACCUUGCAGAGGAUGUGCGAAGCGCUGAUUGCAGUUGAAGGGCUUAGUAAACGGGCAAACGGCUCUUUCGUCUGGGCAGUAACUGCGUGCAGAUUCAUACGCGAAUUUCCAACUAUAACUAGACUUCAAACGCUCCUGGGUCUGGAAAUCCUCACCGAUUGUACAGAUUCCAUCGCGAAUCUCUACAAAGCUAUACUGUCUUUGAUUGUGGCAGAAGCUGAUGAAGACAAGGACGUCAUCAGGCGCUGUAUCUGCACAGUGUUAGGCGCCAUCAUGAUUCCGAGAAGAUCUGAAGGGAUGACUGCUGAAAUUCUUGACGAUCUCGUACUUGUGCCCGGUGACCCGCCAGCAUACCUUAUCCUGGCGGAUCUGGGUGCUGUCGUUCAAGUGUCGUUGGAUGGCUUUGCCAGGUUUUUCGAUAUGUCUUUUUAUGACUUCCUACGGGACCGGGACCGAUGUGGUGAAGAAUGGUAUAUCGACGUGGAGGAGCGGAAAAAGGUCUUUGAUGAACGUUUGUCCUGUUAUUAGGGUUAACUACCACAUGAAGCAUAUACUCCUGCUCUUUGGUGCGUGCAUGUGACCAAUAAACCUGUUCCAUCUCUCUGAUGUCGCCGGUAUUGUGCGUUCAUUGGAUAAAGGAGUUUUUUGAAUGCGGUUAGUUAGUAGUUACUCUCGUUGAUUCUUGUUGCGCAGACAGUUGAUAUAUCUAUUGGGCCAGAAAUGGCAUAGACGCUUAGGUCAAGGUAGCUGCGAUAGGACAAUAAACGAAGACCUCUCGGUCACCGGUCAUAUCAAAGAUCUUAUGAU